UACAGUAGCCUAUAGCCAGUUAGCCCGUUUGAGAGUAUAGGUCUAUGCGAUUCUAAUUGGGAUAUUUUGGAUAUACUUAAAAUAAAAAAUAAUAAUAUUGUACUUUUAUUUCUCCAAAGGAUGCAGAACUUUUCAAGAAGAUCCCUGGUUCCGGUGCGUCUCCAACCCUUCUGACAGAAGCCCCGGAGAAGAAAUUGGAAGAAAAAAAGAAGACCGUGGGACCGAAUAACAUUUAAUCUUACCUGACAAUUUUUUUUUACCAUGCUCGGAGAGGGAGAGAGCAACACCUUUCCUUCCCCAAGGACGCCCCCGCCCGGAGGGAGGAGAAAGUCCCCGGUGGUGGGUGCAGAUGACCCGGCUAUGGCCGGCAGCGCUAGCCGAUACACCGACGGACUGGGGCCAGACCGCUAUUAUAUCUCACCCCCAUCCAAGCAAACUGGAGACAUGGCGAGUCCGUGCUCGUUAUUCCCUUAUUCUCAGUCCGGUACCGUUUACACGGGUUCCGGUGGAUCGAGAUAUUCGACAUCGCUUCACUUCAGCUCGGUGUUGCCUCCCACGGGAUUCUCCUCGGCGGGGCGCAAUCAGUUCGGCUCGGCCUACCAGUUAGGACAGGGUGGGUGUCUCUACCCUCCAUACAGCACCGGCUCGGUGCCCCUACCCUCGGGCACGGGGGUGAGGGCUCAGGUCUACCUCUGUAACCGGCCUCUCUGGCUCAGGUUCCACCGUCAUCAGACCGAGAUGAUUAUCACCAAACAGGGCAGGCGCAUGUUCCCGUUCCUGGGGUUCAACCUGAUGGGUCUGAAUGUCUCUGCUCAUUACAACGUGUUUGUGGAGGUCACGCUCGCGGACCCCAACCACUGGAGGUUCCAAGGCGGGAAAUGGAUCACCUGCGGAAAGGCGGACAAUAAUAUGCAGGGAAACAAAAUGUACGUCCAUCCUGAAUCUCCCAACACGGGAGCACAUUGGAUGAGACAGGAGAUCUCGUUCGGCAAACUGAAGCUCACCAACAAUAAAGGAGGCAGUAACAACAGCGCACAGAUGAUAGUUCUUCAGUCUCUUCAUAAGUAUCAGCCGCGGCUACACAUUGUAGAGGUGACAGAGGGCUUGGAGGACAUGAGCAGUGACCCAAAGACCCAGACCUUCACCUUCCCUGAGAACCAGUUUAUAGCCGUCACGGCCUAUCAGAACACCGAUAUCACACAACUGAAAAUUGACCACAACCCAUUUGCAAAAGGAUUCAGAGAUAACUAUGAUUCGAUGUACACAGCUCCAGAGGGUGACCGACUGACCCCCUCCCCCACCGGCUCCCACCAGAUCGUCCCAGGUGCUCGCUACGCCAUGCAACCUUUCUUCCAGGACCAGGUCAUCAACAACCUGCCCCAGAACCGCUUCUACAACAGCGAGAGGACAGUACCCCAGACCAACAGUCUCUUCUCCCCUCAGCCAGAGGACAGCGCCUCCCAGAGGUGGUUUAUCUCCAUGCAACAGGGAGGAGCUGGCCCCAACAAACUGGAUCUCAGUUCCUAUGAAGGGGACUACUCUAGCAGCCUGCUCCCUUACGGGAUUAAAUCCCUGCCUCUACAGAACUCCCACGCUCUCACCUACUACCCAGACUCUCCUUUCACUUCCAUGGCAGCAGGAUGGGGCUCUAGAGGAUCUUACCAGAGAAAGGUGACCACGGGCCUGCCGUGGUCCCCGAGACCCAGCCCCACUGGGUUCCCAGAGGACCAGCUGUCUGUGCCUGACAAAGACAAGGCUCAGGGGGAAGAGAUCAAUGGCAGUAGUGUUGGUAACAUAGCUUCAACGUGGACUGAUACUCACUCUUCCACGCCGGGCCUGGAGAAAGCUGACUCUGGGGCCCUGGUGUGUAAAAGGAGACGUAUGCCUCUGAGUGGACCCGGCACAGAGAACUCCCCCACUGUAAAGGGUGAGGGUCUGACUGCCACUGACACCUACAGCAAAGAUUCAUCCCUUUCUAAAAGUAUGGCUUAUUAUUCCUUCUACACAGGCCCUUAAUUAUCUUGUCACCUUUUAGAAAAUCUUUGAUGCCAGGUUUUCCCUCCUUUUCGUAUUGGUUGGAAGUUCAAAGUCUGUCGAUAUUCUGCCAAACCAGUGCCACCUACACCAACCUUAUUCACCAGGGGUUUUUAACAGUCUGUCGAUAUUCUGCCAAACCAGUGCCACCUACACCAACCUUAUUCACCAGGGGUUUUUAACAGUCUGUCGAUAUUCUGCCAAACCAGUGCCACCUACACCAACCUUAUUCACCAGGGGUUUUUAACAACAUGUGACUGGACAGUGUGAUUUAAAAAAAAAAUAACAAUCUAUAUGAUGGACCGUGGGAAUUGUUCUUAAAGUGCCGCCAGAGUAUUGGAUAUAACCCAGUGGGCUGUGCUAUGACACAUUGUAUUGUCCUUCAAUGUACCCGGUCGAUGUGUGUUUGUACAACAUUUGCCUUCACAUUGAAGUUUGAGUUUUUACAGACGUGACUCGUUUUUUUUUUUGAAGACUUGUGAAUAUGAUGCUGUGAAAUGUGAAGGGUCUUGUAUCAAAUAGACUGGACAUUGUUAAGAGUUGUUUUGUUGUUGUUUUUUCUCUUAAUAAAAUACAUUUUAAAAAAA
This is a messenger RNA of Oncorhynchus gorbuscha (pink salmon), 2621 nucleotides long. Its product is annotated as eomesodermin-like. Gene Ontology annotation, cellular component: nucleus. The coding region runs from base 262 to 2016 and encodes 584 amino acids. The record is from RefSeq and is a predicted model, not a curated record. Lineage: Eukaryota; Metazoa; Chordata; Actinopteri; Salmoniformes; Salmonidae. Gene Ontology annotation, molecular function: RNA polymerase II cis-regulatory region sequence-specific DNA binding; DNA-binding transcription factor activity, RNA polymerase II-specific. The transcript has 6 exons. Gene Ontology annotation, biological process: positive regulation of DNA-templated transcription; regulation of transcription by RNA polymerase II; endodermal cell fate specification.